Messenger RNA from Oppia nitens, 2124 nucleotides. RefSeq lists its product as uncharacterized. The record is from RefSeq and is a predicted model, not a curated record. The transcript is spliced from 5 exons. Bases 233 to 2053 code for a protein of 606 amino acids. Lineage: Eukaryota; Metazoa; Arthropoda; Arachnida; Sarcoptiformes; Oppiidae.
UAUUGUUAGUGAGUAUGGGUGUGGUAUAUACUGGACAGUCAUAUAGUGUAAUAGACAGACACAUACAAACACAUAUUGGAUAAGCCAUACAAUUACCGGACAAUUCAACACUAUUAUCAUUAUUAUCCAUACAUUUUGAUUAGUUGUCUAAUAAAAGUACUGUUAGUCGAUUGGAAACGACACAUACAUCACACAUACCUGUCCCAUACGUCUGAACAUAUCUAUACAUACAAUGUCUGCUUGUUGUAGCUGUACUACUGGUCAGAUUAGAAACUUUAUAUAUGAAAUAAUAACCAAACAAAUCGAUGCCAACGCCAGUGAUGGCGAUGAUUUUGAAUAUAAGUUUUGCGUUAGUUGCUAUAAUGCGCCCAGAUAUGGGUCUACCUUAUUGGGUGCGGCCGUUAAAGGUUAUGUCCAUACAGACAAAAAUCUGUGUCUUAGUUUACGAGAAAUUAAUACAUCAACUAAUGAAACUAUUAAAGAAUAUUCAGCUAAUGAUCCCAUUGUAUGGACCGUUAAUAAUCGUCAAUUUGAGAUAAUAGUUGAAUCAAUUACAAUGAAAAUGUCUGUCUCACCAUCCAUAGCACCAUACAAUCAAUCGGAUUUAAACAUUAUUAAAGAUUAUUGUAUAUCACCGAAAAAGACCCCAACAAUUGGCCAAUUAAAACAAGAGUUAGCCAAUAGAUACGGCUAUCGGUUGAUUAAAUUGUAUUUGACUGAUAGUAGUCGUAGUAGACGUCAAUUAUUAGAUGAUAUGUCCAUUGAAAAUGCCUGGUUUUUCGAUAAUAUUGCCAACAGUUUGAUUAAUGUCGUACCAAAUACUAUGUCCUGUUGUGACAAUUGUCUAAAGGAUGUCAACCGUCAGUAUUACUGUCGGAUUGACAUCAAACAGGUCGACCCCAACAACAACAACAAUAGCGAUGAUAAAGAUUUUAAAUACCUGUUUUGUCGACACACCGGUCCGGUAAGAGUUAAGGAUAUAUACUAUGUAUGUGUCGACGGAUAUAACGAAACAGAUAUUAGUCUAGAGAUACGCAACACUAAUCAGUCAAACGAAACAAAUCAAUGGUUAAGUUGUGAUCAGUUUAUUGAUUUUACUGAUUAUAUUGACUAUACAAACGAACAGAAAAGGACGGGUAGUAUUCGGUUUGAGAUCCGUCCCAUUCAAGUGACGGUUAAUAUGUCGUUGGCUGGACUCAAACAAACACAGAAACCGGAAGUUAAUAAUCAAUCACUAGUUAUACCGUUAAAUAUAUUGCCGACGCAAACAACGACUGUCGGUCAACUUAAACAACAGUUGGCCAUAAAGUAUAUGUUUGAAACGGAAACGGUUUCAUUGUAUUUGUCGGAUACGGACACCAAUGAACCGCAAGACAACCGCCAACUAACCGAUGACCAACCCAUCGCUAAUGUAUGGUUUUAUGGUUAUUAUAGCCGAAGUAUUAUUAACGUCGUAUCGACAAAAAGUGUUAAAUAUUUGACUGAAGUUAUCAACCGAUCAAAUGAUCUAAUCAUCGAAAAGAUGACAACACUGUUAUUAACGGCUAAUAGCGGACAAACUAUUGCCAAUCAAUCCGCUGAUGCCAUCACUGAUGCUGUCAUUACAGCCAAAAAUGAUUUAUUAACUGCAAAAUUAACAGAAUUGUCGACUACUUUGUCGACCACUUUGUCGACCACUUUGGCGACCACUUUGUCGACUACUUUAUCGGACACAAUAAGAGACUGUUUUACUGAACAAACCAAAGCCAUAACCGAAGCCAUCAUAUCUGCCAACAAAUACAACAGUGAUCUAAUAACCGGAAAACUAAUGACAGGUCUCGCAAAUCAUACCAAACAUAUUAUCAAUGCUUUGGCACUGAGAGACAAAUAUUUUGCGGCCGAUAUAUUGGACUCGGAAACCAAUAGCCAAUGGACUUGCAAUGAAUCUGUAUUAGACAACAUUAAUAAUGAUGAUGACAAUGACGAUGACAGUCAACUGGCCGACCAUUUAUUGGAUACCGAAGCUGUAGAGAUGGUCAACCAGCACAAGGAAUAUAAGAAGGAACAGCAGUAGCUCAGGUACUCUGAGAGACUACAGGAGCUGAUGAAUGUUAUGGCAGAAAUACAAAUGCAAAUUACAAUAUU